Drosophila obscura is the source of this 872-nucleotide messenger RNA. RefSeq lists its product as uncharacterized. The transcript has 3 exons. The record is from RefSeq and is a predicted model, not a curated record. The coding region runs from base 1 to 555 and encodes 184 amino acids. Lineage: Eukaryota; Metazoa; Arthropoda; Insecta; Diptera; Drosophilidae.
AUGAUCCGUUUUCCCGCAGUUCCAGCAAGUCAACUUUACUGGACCCCACCUUGUCACUUGCGCCUCUUCACAGACUUCUGCCUCCUCAUCGCUUCUCGACAGAUCCUGCGCGACCUCACUGACGUUCGCUCCUCGGCCAAAGGACACCGCAUUUGCGCUGCAGGAAUUCGACUCGGAACACGAAAUCCUCUACGGUCACCUUAUUGGCGUCGCCAUCGAAAGUCACGUCCCACUUCUCGACUCGGCCCCACCGAGGCCACGAUCGGUAAUGGGACGACUGUGGAUGCUGCUCCUCACGUGGGCUGCUGGUUGUUCUCCCACCGGAUCUUCUAUUCCCGCUACGACCCGUACCUUGCUGUCUCGUUAUCGGGUUUAGCCAAUUUUGAGCCCGAUGAUCACCCCGUCGAUGCUGGUCUGCAGAUGCCGUCGCCCCUACUCCUGAAGACGGCUCCGGACCAUUCCCAUCGUGCCCCGACCGUGACAAACGUGGUUUUGGUGGCGGUAUGGCCGCUUCAGUCGAACUCGACGGCUUCCUCUUCGAAUAGUUAUUUUUAGAGGAGGACACUUGACUAGCCGGGACCAACAACCGCUCCAGUUUCUGCGCUCCACUUGACAGUCGUCCUACGGAUACACUACAUUCACAAAACACCCCUUUUGUGCGACUUGUCGCCUACACUAGUCAUCACUUUGAGUGAUGGCCGAUAAGCGAGAAGCCUCACGGUGCACCAGUUCAACUUUCUUGUGCCUUGUCCCCGCCAUCCAUCCUACCGAUUUGCCGUGACAGCCGAUGCAUCGCGGACUGUCUUUACAACACCCGGGCCACCGACUCCUCACAACAUCUCGGCGGACAGACAACCAAACCAAAACACGAA